AUGGGAAGAGGAAAGAUUGUGAUCCGCAGGAUUGACAAUUCAACAAGUAGGCAAGUCACUUUUUCGAAGCGAAGAAAUGGAUUGUUGAAGAAGGCUAAGGAGCUUGCCAUACUUUGUGAUGCUGAAGUUGGAGUUAUUAUCUUCUCCAGCACUUCCAAGCUCUAUGAGUUUUCCAGCUCUAGCAUGAAAUCCAUAAUUGAAAGAUACAACAGAAUGAAAGAGGAGAGCCAAGAUCACCGCUUGAAUCCUGCUUCUGAGAUCAAGUUUUGGCAAGGGGAAGUAGCGCGAUUGAGACAGCAACUUCAGUAUUUACAAGAGAGCCACCGGAAGCUACUGGGAGAAGAACUGUUUGGGAUGGAUGUCAAUGAUUUGGAGCGCCUUGAAAGUCAACUUGAAUCCAGCUUGAAAGGAGUUCGCACUCGGAAGGAACAGGUCCUGACUGAUGAAAUCAGAGAAUUACACCGAAAGGUUUUUUCUCCAAGAAAUAUGCUUCAUCAAGAAAACAUGGAACUGUACAAGAAGGUUAACGUAGUUCACCAAGAGAACAUACAACUUCAGAAAAAGGUUCAUGAAAAGCAAUGCGCACAAGAAGCGGGACAAAGCAACCGGGUUACUAUACCAGCGGUGAUCAGUACCGUCAAUCAUGACUUACAUGCGCCCGCCAUCGAUCUGCAGCUAAGCCAUCCCGAAAACCUAAGGAAUGAUACAUUGUCCGCUACUCCUGCUGAAGCUGCACUGAAGUAUGAGGUCGAGGGCGGUGAUGAUGACUGUCAUUGA
This is a messenger RNA of Oldenlandia corymbosa var. corymbosa, 777 nucleotides long. Lineage: Eukaryota; Viridiplantae; Streptophyta; Magnoliopsida; Gentianales; Rubiaceae. The record is from the annotation of a GenBank genome assembly.